AAUGCGAAACGUAACGUUGGUCUUUGAAAUCGUUUCCAAUUCCCAAAUUUAUUUGAAUUCUCGCUCUCUCUCUCUCUCUCUCUCUCUCUCUCUCUCAAGAUCAAACGCAACAUAGAGCAUAAUAGUAGUUGAGUAAUAUUGAUCCGAUCCGCGUUUGUUGGAGAAUAUUCAGACAGACAGUGUGAAAUAGAAAUAGAAAUAGAUAAAGAUGGCGGCUUACAGAGCAGAAGACGACUACGACUACCUGUUUAAGGUGGUGCUAAUAGGAGACUCAGGUGUAGGCAAAUCGAACCUGUUGUCUCGCUUCACAAAGAACGAGUUCAGCCUCGAGUCCAAGUCCACCAUCGGUGUCGAAUUCGCCACUCGCAGCAUCCGUGUCGACGACAACAUUGUCAAAGCCCAGAUUUGGGACACCGCUGGCCAAGAAAGGUACCGUGCAAUAACUAGUGCAUACUACCGAGGAGCUGUGGGUGCAUUGCUUGUCUACGAUGUCACCCGCCACAUCACGUUUGAGAACGUUGAGAGAUGGUUGAAGGAGCUACGGGAUCACACAGACUCCAAUAUCGUGAUAAUGCUUGUGGGUAACAAGGCAGACCUACGUCACUUGCGUGCUGUAUCCACUGAGGAUGCUACAGCCUUUGCUGAAAGAGAGAACACCUUCUUUAUGGAGACAUCUGCCCUUGAGUCUAUGAAUGUUGAGAAUGCAUUCACUGAAGUGCUAACCCAAAUAUAUCGAGUGGUCAGCCGGAAAGCACUUGAUAUUGGAGAUGAUCCUGCAGCCUUGCCUAUAGGACAAACCAUAAAUGUUGGAACCAAAGAUGAUGUUUCAGCUGUUAAGAAAGUUGGUUGCUGCUCUGCAUAAAUCAUAAAGAGUUAUAUCAAGGAGGCUAAAUCUUUUCUCUUCGAAUUCCACUGCCCUUGAAAUCUGAGGAUUUCCACCUGCAACUACCGGAUAUUCUCACUACCAUCUAAUUGUUAUGGUGGUGCUUAAGCUUGAGGCGGUCUCAACAUUUGCAGUCCAAAGAAAUGCCACAUAUUAUAUUUCUUGUGGUAUAUUGUUUCAAUUCUAUUUCUUAGCUGCUGUAGUUUUUUGUUUUACUUAGUUGCUUUAGAUUAUAGAAAGAGUUUUUUGGAUUCAAUUUAAUCUUGCAUCUGAUGAAAGAUUAGUUCUUCAAUGUUUGGAUGAUGUGAAAUAGUUUUUUUU
Quercus robur (English oak) is the source of this 1204-nucleotide messenger RNA. Its product is annotated as ras-related protein RABA1f-like. Lineage: Eukaryota; Viridiplantae; Streptophyta; Magnoliopsida; Fagales; Fagaceae. Gene Ontology annotation, cellular component: endosome. The coding region runs from base 209 to 862 and encodes 217 amino acids. The transcript has 2 exons. The record is from RefSeq and is a predicted model, not a curated record. Gene Ontology annotation, molecular function: GTPase activity; GTP binding.